Messenger RNA from Poecilia latipinna (sailfin molly), 2242 nucleotides. Its product is annotated as protocadherin beta-1-like. The transcript has 2 exons. Lineage: Eukaryota; Metazoa; Chordata; Actinopteri; Cyprinodontiformes; Poeciliidae. Gene Ontology annotation, biological process: homophilic cell-cell adhesion. The record is from RefSeq and is a predicted model, not a curated record. Gene Ontology annotation, molecular function: calcium ion binding. Gene Ontology annotation, cellular component: plasma membrane. Bases 437 to 2242 code for a protein of 601 amino acids.
AAGUAAUUAUGUAUUGUUGAUUGAUUCACGUUUCUUUUGGUUGGAUUGUGUUACCCGUUACUAUUUUUGAAUAAUUUUUGUGAUAUCUUCACGGAAGUCAGUUCAUAUUUACUUUACAACUCUUGCAGUUUUGCUCUGUCAACUCUGUGGGCCGCUGUUGGUCAAUUUGUUGAGGUUGUAGAAAAGAUUUAAAGCAAACCUCUCGUGCCAUGUCAGUAUUUUAGAGGAAAUUGAGAGAAGGGCGCUGCUUCGUAAAACUCACAGAUCGUAUGUUGACGGCUUUAACAUCGUGCCACUUCUUCCUAUCAUCUGGAUUUGAAUGCGUUUCAUUUUAUUGUUUCUUCCACUUUCUAUUGGCUCUAUUUCUUUGUGUAAAUUGAGAUCUAAUCUUUUUUUUUUUUUUUUUUAACGGGAGCACAAAGCAUUGGACAGAACAAUGGAACGGCAAGUACUGUUUUCCAUCUUGCUUUGCUGCGUCUAUUCAGCUCUAGGUCAGAUCAGCUACUCUGUUCCUGAAGAAAUGCCAAAGGGAUCUGUGGUGGGAAACAUCGCAAUAGAUUUGGGUUUGGAUGUGAAAAGAUUACAAUCGGGUAAAGCUCGCAUCUUCACGGGCGAAAGUGCAGAAUACGUCGAGCUGAGCAGAGAAAGAGGAGUCCUUCUGGUGAAAGAAAAGAUCGACAGAGAGUUGCUCUGCAGACAGACGACGCCUUGUGCUUUGCAUUUGCAGAUCAUUUUAGAAAAACCCAUGGAGCUUUUUCGGAUAACAGUCGAGAUUACCGACAUCAACGACAACAGUCCCAGCUUUAAACAUGGCGAGAAGCGUUUUGAAAUCAGCGAAUCUGCGGUUACGGGCUCUAAAUUUGUCUUAGAGAAAGCCGUUGAUUUAGACAUCGGCAGAAACGGUAUAAAAAAUUACAGUUUAAAACCUACAGAUAAUUUUGUGUUGAAGGUAGAAAAUGAGGCAGAUGGAAAUAAAAAGGUUGAGAUGAUUUUACAUAAGCCUUUAGACAGAGAGAAAGAGGAAGAGAUUUCAUUAUUGCUAAAAGCUGUAGAUGGGGGAGAACCCCAAAUGUCUGGUACAGUGAAAAUUUAUGUGACUGUUCUCGAUGUAAAUGACAAUCCUCCUGUUUUUACACAGUCGAUUUACAAAGCAACCAUAGCAGAAAAUUCUCAGAAAGGAACCACACUGACAACAGUCAGUGCUUCUGAUGCAGAUAAGGGAAUCAACGGGAAAAUUUCCUAUGCGUUAUCGUCUUCUAUUGAUAGUUUGUCUGAUAUUUUUCAAAUAAAAGAAAAUGGUGAAGUAAUUUUAGUGGGGGAGAUUGACUUUGAAAGAGCGAAAAAUUACCAAAUUGAUAUUGUAGCUACAGACAGCGGUGGUCUUUCUGACUCGAGUAAAAUUAUAGUUGAUGUUAUUGACGUAAAUGACAAUGACCCUGUUAUAAGUAUCAUGUCAAAAUCUGACUUUAUUCUAGAAGACUCUCCCCAUAAUACAGUUAUAGUUAUGUUUAGCGUCACUGACCCAGAUUUCAGUAACAACGGUCGUGUAAAUUGCAGAAUAAGUGAAAAUAUACCAUUUGCUAUUAAAACGUCAUCAAAUGACUUUUAUACCCUUGUAACAGACAGUGAAUUAGACAGAGAGACAGCCUCUGAGUACAAUAUCACAGUGACCUGUUCUGAUGGAGGAAUCCCAUCCCUCUCCAGCAGCGUCACUCUCACCUUACAGAUCUCUGAUGUAAAUGACAACUCGCCUGUCUUUGAGAGAAGCUCAUAUGAGGCCUACAUUGCAGAAAACAACACACCAGGUGUGUCUAUAUUCACAGUGACAGCUACAGAUGCUGAUUGGAACCAGAAUGCCCGUGUUUCAUACAUCCUGGAGGACACUUCUGUAAACGGAGUGCCAAUAUCAUCAUAUGUGUCUGUCAGUGCCGAUAGUGGAGUCAUCCAUGCAGUUCGCUCUCUUGACUAUGAGCAGAUCAAAGAUUUCUAUUUUCGCAUCAAAGCGCAGGAUGGAGGCUCUCCUCCUCUCAGCAGCAACGUUACUGUGAAAAUCCUGAUCCAGGACCAGAAUGAUAACCCCCCUCAGGUUUUGUAUCCAAUCCAGACUGCAGGCUCCAUGGUGGCUGAAAUGGUUCCUCGUUCAGCAGAUGUGGGCUACCUGGUGACUAAAGUGGUGGCUUGCACGACUUUGUACUCUCAGCGCCGCUGUUGGCUCAUGCAGCGAUUUCUUCCCUCGUUUUGA